Messenger RNA from Drosophila mojavensis, 2982 nucleotides. It is a transcript of the gene Hsc70Cb, whose product is annotated as heat shock 70 kDa protein 4. The coding region runs from base 1 to 2517 and encodes 838 amino acids. The transcript has 6 exons. Gene Ontology annotation, molecular function: ATP binding; ATP-dependent protein folding chaperone. The record is from RefSeq and is a predicted model, not a curated record. Gene Ontology annotation, cellular component: cytosol; nucleus. Gene Ontology annotation, biological process: protein folding. NCBI's taxonomy places the organism in Eukaryota, Metazoa, Arthropoda, Insecta, Diptera, Drosophilidae.
AUGUCUGUGAUUGGCAUCGAUUUCGGUAACGAGGGCUGCUAUGUAGCGGCUGCCAGAUCCGGCGGCAUAGAGACUCUUGCCAAUGACUACAGUCUGCGUGCAACACCCUCAUUUGUGGCAUUUGAUGGCAAGAAGCGCAUCAUUGGCGUUGCCGCCAAGAACCAGCAGGUGACAAACAUGAAAAACACAGUUGGCGGCUUUAAGCGUCUGCUUGGCCGCAAAUUCAACGAUCCGCAUGUACAGCAUGAACUCAAGAGCAUUCCAGCGCGCGUGGAGCCGCGCAGUGAUGGCAGCAUUGGCAUCAAAGUCAACUAUUUGAACGAGGAUCAGCAUUUCUCACCGGAGCAACUGACGGCCAUGCUGUUCACGAAACUGAAAGAAACUUCGGCGGCUGCCAUGCAAACGCAGGUGAAUGACUGUGUCAUCACCUGUCCCAUAUUCUUCACCAAUGCCGAGCGUCAGGCGCUGCUCGAUGCCGCACAAAUCGCGGGACUGAAUGUGCUGCGCCUGAUGAACGAGACAACGGCCACGGCUCUGGCCUAUGGCUUCUACAAGAACGAACUGUUCGAGGACAAGCCGCGUAACGUUAUCUUCGUUGACUUCGGCCACUCGGCGCUGCAGGUCAGCGCCUGUGUGUUCACCAAGGGCAAGCUGAAGAUGUUGGCCAGCAGCUGGGAUCAGAUUGGUGGGCGCGAUAUCGACUUGGCACUAGCUGAACACUUUACCAAGGAGUUCCUCGAGCGCUAUAAGAUCAAUGCCAAGAGCAAUGCUCGCGCCAAUGUGCGUUUGCUGGCCGAAAUCGAAAAGUUGAAGAAGCAAAUGUCCGCCAACAGCACCAAACUGCCUCUGAAUAUUGAAUGCUUCUUGGACGACAUCGACGUUAGCUCGUCCAUGCAGCGCUCCCAAAUGGAAGAGCUGUGCGCUCCAAUUCUACAGCGUGUCGAGCAGACCUUCAAGAAACUUUUGGUCGAAUCAAAGCUGUCUCUGGACGAUAUACACUCUGUGGAGAUUGUGGGCGGCAGCACUCGCAUACCGGCUGUCAAGCAGCUCAUUGAGCAGGUGUUCAACAAACCGGCCAGUACCACACUUAAUCAGGAUGAGGCAGUCUCGCGCGGAGCUGCUCUGCAAUGCGCCAUCAUGUCGCCGGCUGUGCGCGUGCGCGAAUUCGGGGUAACUGACAUACAGAAUUAUGCCGUGAAAGUGCUCUGGGAGGGUGAUGGCACAUCAUCGAGUGGCGAAGUUGAAAUCUUUCCGCAAUUCCAUCCGUCACCAUUCAGUCGUCUGGUGACCAUAGCUCGCAAGAGUCCGUUCGUUGCGUCCAUUGUGUACGGCCAACCGGUGCCGUAUCCGGAUCAAACUAUCGGCACCUGGAAAAUCAAGGACGUCAAGCCAACAGAGCGUGGCGAGAGUCAGGAUGUCAAGCUGAAAGUUCGCAUUAAUCUUAACGGAAUUGUCUUGAUUUCGUCGGCCGUGCUCGUUGACCGAAAGGAGCAGGAAGAGACUGCCGCCGCAAACGAAAUGGCUACCGACGAGAAGGCUGCCGGAGGAGAGCAAGCUGGACCCAAUGCUGGCGAGCAAGCGGAAGCCCAACCUGAGGCAUAUUUUGAGAAUGAGGAUGAUAUUAAUACAUCAACAGCCUCAUCACCUGGCGGACAAGGGUGGGCACAACGGGUCAAGGGCUGGUUUGGUUCGGGCAAUGACAAAACAAAAAAGAAGACCAAAAAGGACAUCGAGCUGCCAAUGGAGCCCAUCACUCAUGGCUUCGAGCCAGCUGUCUUGAGCGGCUAUGCACAGCAGGAGGCUAAGAUGAUUGGCAACGAUCAGAAGGAGACGGAGCGCAUUGACGCCAAAAACGCAUUGGAGGAGUUCGUCUACGAUAUGCGCAACAAGCUACACGGUGGACCUCUUGAGCGCUAUGUGGUUGAGUCCGAUCGCGAGUCGAUUGUAGCGCAGCUAAAUGAUCUCGAGAACUGGUUAUAUGAGGAUGGCGAGGAUUGCGACCGUGAGACUUACACCAGUCGCCUGACGGCGCUGUUGCAGAAAACCGAUCCGAUCAAGCAGCGCGCCCACGACUACGAGCAGUGCCCGGCUGCUUUCGAGGAGCUAAAGAACUGCAUUGCUGUGGCCCGUCAGGCAGUGGCCGAGUUCCGCAAGGGUGUGCCCAAGUACGAUCAUUUGACGGAGACCGAGUUCAUCAACAUAGCCGAAUCUGCGGACAAGGCGCAAAAGUGGCUGGAAACCAAUCUGUCAAAAUUCACGCAAUCGCCACGCACAGUCGAUAGUCCUGUUACCCUGCAGGCAGUGCGCCAUGAGGUGAAUUCCUUGACUAGCUGCGUCAACUCUGUCAUUAACCGCGCGAAACCGAAGCCAGCUGCCAAGACAACGCCACCGCCAAAGGAUGCUGCGGAACAGAAUGGCGGCGAGCCAACUGCCGGCGGUGACAAAAUGGAUGUGGACAACAAUGGGCAGAACGUAGGCAGCAACUCACCCAGCGAUGCUGCCAUGGACGUUGAAUGAACAAUGCGUCGUACGUCGUCGGCGGUUAUUGAUAUAUUUAAUAAAAGAAACGAGUAUAGAAACAAAUCAAAUAUAUAUGGUAUUGGCUAACGAUAAAAACAACAACACAAAACUUAACUUUACGUCUAUAAACCAACAUGAAACAACAACAGUAAAAAUUGUAUAUGCACUUUUGCUUUCCUGACGCAUCAGAAUCAGCAAACUGGCAAACUGUAAACAAACCCUAAAUGUGUAAGCGUAUAAAUAAAACAAACGAUUUGAUCAAGUGCAGCAGACGAAGAUAUAGCAGUGGAAUCGGAAGUUGAAGUGACGGACAGACAGAGCUGCUCUACGGAUGGAUGCAACAACUUAAUACAAACAUUUUCUAAUCGACCAUUUUUGCAUAUAGUUGAAUAACAACAAAAACCGACAGUAAAUGAAUGGAAUUCAAAUAAUCAAAUAAAACCGUAAUGAUGAUUCCAAAAA